Molecule: messenger RNA, 2874 nt
Organism: Alternaria burnsii
Lineage: Eukaryota; Fungi; Ascomycota; Dothideomycetes; Pleosporales; Pleosporaceae
Product: flap structure-specific endonuclease
Exons: 3
Coding region: 1-2874 (957 amino acids)
Molecular function (GO): crossover junction DNA endonuclease activity; 5'-flap endonuclease activity
Source: RefSeq, a predicted model, not a curated record
AUGGGUAUUCAUGGUAUCUACAAGGAGAUCGGCCCGGGAAAGCGCGUAGCCCUCUCUAAGCUUGCUGUUGAAAAGUUCGAAGAGACUGGUCGUCCACUGCGCAUUGCUAUUGACACAUCCAUAUGGCUUUUUCAGAUACAGGCUAGCAAAGGCGGCACGAACCCCGCUUUGCGCACCUUCUACUAUCGCCUCCUGCGCCUCAUCUCCCUUGCGAUCCAUCCUGUCUUCGUCUUCGAUGGACCGAACAAGCCGCCUUUCAAGCGCAACAAACGCACUGGUCCGAACGUCGCCUCCAUCCCCGAAUUUCUCGCAAAGCAGCUGUUGAAGCAGUUUGGAUACCCUAUACACCUCGCGCCUGGCGAAGCUGAGGCAGAAUGCGCGCUGCUCCAGCGAGAGGGGAUUGUGGAUGCUGUUUUGAGUGAAGAUGUAGACACUCUCAUGUUCGGAAGUGGCAUCACGAUACGCAACUGGUCACCGGAGAAGUCUGGGAAAACACCAACCCACGUCAACGUAUACGAUGCGGUCGAAACGAAGAACGGUCCGUCAGGGUUGGAUCGCGAGGGCAUGAUCUUGGUCGCGCUCAUGAGCGGAGGAGACUACGUUCCUGAGGGUAUACCUGGAUGUGGUCCCAAGACAGCAUGCGAGGCGGCCAAGGCAGGAUUUGGCGCAGACCUAUGCAAGAUUCCGAAGAACGACUCCAGGGCCAUGGCCGAGUGGCGGGAGCGACUACAGCAUGAGCUAAAGACGAAUGAGAGCAAACUCUUCAAGCGCAAGCAUGGCGCUCUCAAGAUCCCAGACGACUUCCCGCGGCUGGACAUUCUAGGCUACUACACACAUCCGGCGAUUUCGAAUCAAGCUGGUUUGGAAAAAUUGCGCCGGUCAAUCCACUGGGAUCAGGAGAUUGACUUUUCGGGUUUGCGCGAGUUCACCCAUGAUGCGUUCGACUGGGUCAAGCUCGAAGGCGCAAAACACUUUGUUCGCAGUCUAGCGCCAUCAUUGGUAGUGCGACAGCUACGCUUACGUGCUGGAAGCCUCGAUCGGUUGCCCUCAAACGAUAUCCAGGCCAUACAAGAAGACGAAGCCCUUCUCAUCAAAGGGUUACACGGGAAACGACAGCACCCGGUCACAGACAACUGUACUGAACUACGAGUCAGCUUCACGCCUAUCGAGCUUGUAAAAAUCGACCUUAGCAAGGAAGAUCCGGACGACGAUGUGGAAAUGCCACCACCCAGUUCCCAACAAGCUGGAGGAGAUGCAGACCUCGAUGACGAUGAUCUGGAAGAGGAUGGACCCAAGAAGCGCGGACCUACCAAGUUUGACCCAGAGAAAGCUGCGCGGAUAUGGGUGAUGGAGACCUUCGUCAAGGUUGGCGUACCACUCAAAGUUCAGGACUGGGAAGUCGAGCGACAGACGAAGCAGAAGCCCAAACGCGCAGCAACUGUGCAGGAGCCUGGCAAUGCUGCACCAAAGGCCAAGGCCGCACCCAGGCGAACGAAGACUGCCGGAGAUCAACCACAGGCUCGCAUCGAAACCUUCGCCAAAGUGACCAAACCGGGCUCAAAGCUCUCGCGAGCACUUGCGAAGACACAAGAAAAGACUGCCGAACCUCCUCUCCCUGUCCGGAAGCUUGUGCUGCAGGAAGACGAUGUGGUUAGCCUGCUUUCUUCUUCCCCGGUGAGGACUCAGGUCACAGUACCGCCACCACGUCCUGAACGUGAGAAGUCGCUAUCUCCUGUUCUCCUAGACCUACCUCCAAGUGUGAGCAAACGGAGAAGACGCGCACCGAUCCAACGUUCGAAGACGCUGCCGGCUAAUACCAGCAGUAUCCUCGAUCGGCCUUCUACACCACCCCUUCUGGAUACGAUAGAAGUAUUGGACUUGGCGGACUCACCAGCGCAUCCCUCUCCUUCUCAACUACCUGCGAAGAAAGCAAGAACAAGGAACACCAAAGCCGCACCAGCUGCAAGACCGUCUCGGGGUGUGUCUGUAGCAUCGCAAGCAACAUUGGAUGCAUGGCGAGCAUCGGUCACUCCGACUAAACGGCGAGGUGUGACACCAGGACUCGAUGCAGCACCAGUGCCAGCACCACCAAAGCUCCGAUCUCUAUCGGAAGAAGCAGACUCGCUGGAUUUGACCCUUUCUUCGCCGGAACGGUCAACGCGACAUCAGCGAAGUAGCAGCGUACAACAUCCCACAACAUCUACGACGCGUCCACCAUUGACAUCGAUAUCAUCCAAUGCGUCACACACCUCUACAGCAUCCUCUACGUCUAACAAGAAGAAGAGCAUAAAAGAUGUGUUUGGUGCAUCGCGACCCCGCCGUACCUCGCCUCGUCUCAGCAAAACCAUGUCAGCGCCUUCUGAAGUCGAAUCUCUUGACCUCACAUCGCCACGCCUUGUUCCAGCGAAGCUAAGAUCAGAAUCGCCAAAACAUGAUACCCUGGAUCUCACGUCACCAGGACUCCUCUCAACGAGACCACAGUCAGUGUCUUCCAAGGUCGAUAUGCUUGACCUGACGGAACUCUCAUCACCGGUGUUUGAGCGCGCACCGGAACCUCGUGGGAAGCCUGCAGCCCCCACACCAGCAUCUCCCCCACCGACUCACACAUCACCUUCUUCUCUCCGCCGAUCACCGCGCAGCCACGAAUCGACUUCACCACAAUUGCCAUCUCGAACGUCACCGCCAGCAGCAUGGAAGACACGAGAGAAGAAAAAGCGAGCAAUCGUUUUGCGGAAAAGCAUUGUCGGCGCCUGGGACUUUGUGGACGUGAAUAGCCCUGAGAAGACCGGGGACAGUGUAGCGGAAGUUGUACUCAAGGGAAAAGAUAGGCGGAAAUGGAGAGAAAGCGCUGUAGAGGUUCUGGAUCUUACAUAG